Molecule: messenger RNA, 1489 nt
Organism: Galleria mellonella (greater wax moth)
Lineage: Eukaryota; Metazoa; Arthropoda; Insecta; Lepidoptera; Pyralidae
Product: cysteine synthase-like
Exons: 1
Coding region: 161-1138 (325 amino acids)
Cellular component (GO): cytoplasm
Molecular function (GO): cysteine synthase activity
Source: RefSeq, a predicted model, not a curated record
UUUGCGCUCGGUUCGAAUCCACACGAUACGCGACGGUGCAUACCGAACUAGUCGACCCUGCCUUGUGUAGUAACGAUUUAAGAAGGCCGACUGUGCUCACUGUGUCAUUGUGUCAAGAGCUUUAUCAUUUGAGUGUAGUGAGUGUCUUAACUAAAAUAAAAUGUCUCCAAUAGACGGAGCUCAAAACGAAAUUAAAGCAUCCGCUUUAGAGUUAAUUGGGAAUACACCAAUUGUUGCCUUGGACCGACUUUACACUGGACCUGGUCGAAUUUUAGCUAAAUGUGAAUUUAUGAAUCCUGGAGCUUCUAUCAAAUGCCGAUCAUCUCUGCAUAUGAUAAAAAGAGCUCGUCAGUCUGGUGAGCUUAAACCAGGGCAUCCUGUCGUUGAAGUGACAUCGGGAAAUCAAGGAUGCGGUCUUGCUGUCGUCUGCGCAGUGCUAGGUCAUCCACUUACGUUGACCAUGUCAAAGGGGAAUAGCGCCCAACGUGCUUUACAUAUGGAAGCACUGGGUGCUAAGUGCGUCAAAGUACCACAAGUAGAAGGAACAUAUGGAAAUGUCACACUCGCUGACGUCCAGGCAGUGGAAAAGGUAGGUCUGAAAAUAGUGGAAGAAACAGGAGCGUAUUAUGUAAAUCAAUUUAAUAACGAGGCAAAUGCGCAAGCCCACUACGACACUACUGGACCCGAAAUAUGGAGACAGACUGGACACCAUGUGGAUGUUUUUAUAGCGACAGUAGGUACAGCUGGAACGUUUACCGGCACUUCGAGAUAUUUAAAAGAGAAAAAUCCGAAGCUCUUAUCAUAUGUUGUGGAGCCUGCAGGUUCUGAACCCAUAAAAGGCGAGCCUAUAACGAAACCCUUACAUUUACUUCAAGGAUCAGGAUAUGGGUGCGUGCCAAAUUUGUUUAAAUUUGAUUACAUGGAUGGUACCGUCAGUAUCACUGAUGAAGAGGCAGUGAAAUAUAUGAAACUUAUUGGUGAAAAGGAAGGUUUAUAUGUGGGUUACACGAGUGGUGCCAAUGUCGCUGCUGCUGUAAAACUUUUGGAAUCAGGAAAGGUCCCUAAAGACUCUUGGAUAGUAACAUUACUUAAUGACACUGGUUUGAAAUAUACCCCUGUACCAAAUGAGUUAACGUAAACAAGUGACCAUAAAAACAAAGUACUGUUUAGAAGAAGCGAUAAAGUUAUUUAUAUUUUAAAACGUUUGUAUGGUAUAAGGUCAACACUUAUCUUGUAGUCAAUAUAAUAAUGGAUUCAAUAGUAGCGAUUGUUUAUACAUAAUUCAUGUAACGCUACUAUAAUAAUACCUUAUUUACCUUAAUCUUUCAAGUAUGUACCUAAUUAAUAAAUGCAAUAUGAAAGUAUUUUCUUUUAUUUAACAUGACUAUAAGAAAAAUAAUUUUUGUUACGUUAUAUAACAAUAUUUUAGCUAUAUUUUUAUACAAUGUAAUAGUUAUUGGUAUAAUAAAUGAAGAAUUGUAACUACUUA